AUGAACAGACUGCAGAGCCAAAAUCAGGAACUGAGUCUUAAAUACCAGCUAGAGAUUUCAGCCCAUCAGCAGGAAGUGUCUUCUCUGCAAGAACAGUCUGACAGAGAAAUACAGAUUCUCACUGAGAAAAUGCAGCUCGACCAACAGCAGCUUUUCCAGCUGAGAGCUCAGAAAGAUGACCUCCAUCAGGCUCUCUUCCAUCUGCGACAAACAUCUGAGCAGAAGGAAAUGCAGCUCUCUGCACAACUGGAGAAGAUCAGUGCUUCUUACCAGGAGUUCAGAAACCAACAUGAAGCUGAGGUUUCUGAGUUAAAACAGCAAAGAGAAAAUCUGGACCAAAAACUGAAAGAUGAAGUGACGUCUCACUCUGAAAUACAGGCUAAGAGUGAGACUGAAAUCAUCAAACUGAUGCUGGAAAAUGAUGGUUUACAUCAGGAGAUCGAUGUGAUCCAAAAAACAGCGUCUGACAAAGAGUUGGACUUGAAAGUUGGGGUUGAACACCUGGAAAGCCAGCUCAGCAAUCAAGUCCAGCUAAACCAGUCUCUCAUUGCUGAAUUGAAAGAAAGGGAUGAGUUUGGUCCUCGUAAAAGGAAACUAGUUCGUAGAGAGGAACCAAGCCAGGAGCUGACCCCUGUUCCAGCUGUGGAAGUGACUGAACUUAGAGAAGACAUCCUCCCAACAGGAACUAACAGCUCUGAUCCUGAGUCUUUACAAACUUUGGUCUCUGAAAACAUCUCAGAGCCAAAGAAAAAACAGCCUUCAGUUUGGAAACGACUGAGACAUUUUCUGGGACUUAGAAAGCCUCAGAGGUGGAAGAGAAAGGACUCGUCUGAUGGAAGUGGCUAAAACCACUGUCCUUCACAUGUUCUAUCCACCCCCCCUAAAACAAACAACCACAAACUCCCAAAGAACCAAAAAAUAAACCUUCAACACUCUCCCAUGAAAACAAAAAAACAAACAAAACAAGUUAGUUUAAAAAACAGGGCUGCAUGGUGGCGCAGCAGACAGUACUGUUGCCUCGCUCAAAGGCUGCAGGUUCAAAUCCUGCAUCCUUUCUGCGUGGAGUUAGCAUGUUCUCCCCAUGCAUGUGUGGGUUUACUCCCGGUGCUCGGGUUCCCCCCCACACACCAAAAACAUGCAGGUUAGGUUAAUCUGUGACUGUAAAAUAUCCCUAGUCAUGACUAUGGUGAUGGAUUGAUCAGCUAAUGGCUAGUACAGGCAUCCUCUACAUUGAGAGAAGCCAGGUGAGGUGGGUUGAACAUGGGGUCAGGAUUCAUAGAGGAUCAAAAUAAAAAAAAACACCCUCCUCAUCCUCAAAGAUGAAGGAAAACAAGUUAAAUAAGAAAAAAACACAAAGAACAAACAAACAUUUUGAACAUUUCUGAAGAAAUUCAACAAAGGGACCUGCCACCUGAUAUAUUAGGUUAACUGGUGACUAAAUUAUCUCUAGUUAUGAGUUGGAUAUGGUGAUGGAUUGAUAAGCUAAGGGCUAGUGCAGGCAUGCCUAUACUAAAGUGGAUUUCUGACAUCCUAAAACACGAUGCAGUGUGGUUCAUGCAAACACAAUUUUAUAAGUUUUUGUGCGCGUCUUUCAGAAAUAUCAUCCUCUCUCCAAAAUAAUCACUUUUAUGAAACAGCCUCCUGCAAGAACCACCAUACAAAUUAGCUCAGACAUCCAAGAGGAGCUUGAAGUGGAACAUUUGCUCCUCAACACUGAGAGAAACCAGGUGAGGUGGGUUGGACCUGGGGUCAGGAUUCACAGAGGGUCAAAAUUAAAAUCCCUCUUCCUCCUCAUCCUCAACGAUGAACGAAAACACCUUAAGUAGGAAAAAACACACAAAGAACAAACCAACAAUUAGAAAAUCCCUGAAGAAAUUUUGAAAAGGGACCUGCCACCUGAUAGAUAGUGGUUAUUUGGCAUGGAGAACCAAAAUCUUGAUAACUCAGUAACUUUAAUUAAUGAGGCUGCAUGGUGGAGAUGUUUGUAGCUAAAAAACUUUCUCAGAACCCAAUCAGGACUCGUCGUUUGUGUUAAUAAACAUCUGUAAAGGUUAUUUUCCCUGCAUCAGCUACAUUUGUGUUCAUCUGUAAAAGAGCAAAUGUUUACUCUGCAGCUAUAACACAAAUGUGGGCGAUGCAGGUUUUGCUUAGCCUUUCGCGUCACCAACAAAAGGCAAAAGGCACCGGUAACGGUACUCUCAGUCAUGAGAUGGGGUUCGAUUCCCUGCAGUGCCUUGCUGAUUGUUACUGACAUCAGGCUUUCAUUAAUGUAGCACCUUAAAGCCACACUUACAUAGAAAACAAUGCUAAGAAAGGUCCUGAGGAGACUCUGAUGUGGGUUUCAUGACUUCUCUCAGAAAACGUGCAGCACAUAUUUGGACAAUGUUAGUUAAUCAGACAGUUUGAGAGGCGGGCUGAUCGCUGAAACGAUGAACACAUAAAUAAACAAAUUACUUAAUUACAUAGAAUUUGACAUGAACCAAUGACCUAACACCACACUGAGACACAGACAGGGUUAAAUACACUGGGGCAGGAUGAGUGGGAG
Messenger RNA from Nothobranchius furzeri (turquoise killifish), 2545 nucleotides. Lineage: Eukaryota; Metazoa; Chordata; Actinopteri; Cyprinodontiformes; Nothobranchiidae. The record is from RefSeq and is a predicted model, not a curated record.